GGGGGAGGCGGCGCGCAGGCAGCGCGCAGGCAGCGCGCAGGGGGCGCGGGCAGCGCUGCCGGCCCCGCCGGCCGCCCCGCGCCGCGGUGGCUGCGCGGCCGCGCUGCGGCGCCGCCGAUGCUGUCGGUGCCGGUGGCGGGCGCGGGGGCGGCGCGGGGCGCGGGCUCCCUGCCCCGCCGGCGCACCAUGUGCAGCGGCGUCGGCUGCUUCUGGGCGCUGCUCUCCGCCGGCCUCCUGGCCGCCUGCGCCGCCGCCUUCCUCUCCCCGGCCUGGCUGCUGCCUCCCGGUCGCUCCGCCGCCGGUUUCGGUUUGCUGUGGCGCUGCACCGGGCCGCCCCGCAGCUGCCAGGGCUCCGACGGCCCCGGCGGCUUCGGAGACAUCCCCUCCGGCUCCUGGCAGACGAGCGCCGUGCUGUGUGCGGGCGGCUGUGUCCUGCUGGCCCUCAGCUCGCUGCUGGCCGUCGUCGCCAUCCUGCUGCCCGGCGGAGCCUGCGAGAAGAGAGUCUGCACCCUGGCUGGCUACAUGCAGACAGCAGCAGAGCUGCUGCAAAGCAUGACUUCCUCCUCCGGUGCUGAUAACCCUCCGGUCCGACGGGUUGCGAUCUUCGGGGGAACUCAUGGCAAUGAGUUGUCGGGGGUAUUUUUGGUCAAGCACUGGCAAGAGAAUGGAGCUGAGAUUCAAAGAACGGGAAUGGAGGUGAAACCCUUUCUCGCCAACCCAAGAGCUGUGAAGAAGUGUACUAGAUAUAUUGAUUGUGAUCUGAACCGUGUUUUUGACCCUGAUAAUCUUGGCAGGACAGUGGUGGAAGAUAUUCCAUAUGAAGUGAGAAGGGCUCAGGAAAUCAAUCAGAUAUUUGGUCCCAAAGGUAGUGAUGAUGCGUAUGACCUUAUUUUUGACCUUCACAACACCACUUCUAACAUGGGUGGUACCCUUAUUCUUGAAAGCUCCAGGGAUGACUUUACAAUUCAAAUGUUUCAUUAUAUCAAGAACGCUCUGGCUCCAGAACGCUGUCCUGUUCUGCUGAUUGAACAUCCUAGCUUGAAAUAUGCAACAACUCGAUCUGUAGCAAAACAUCCUGUUGGUGUGGAGGUGGGUCCCCAGCCACAAAGCGUUGUUAGAGCCGAUACUUUGGACAAAAUGAGGAGGAUUGUCAAACACGGCCUGGAUUUUGUGCAACUUUUUAAUGAAGGAAAGGACUUUCCACCAUGUACGAUUGAGGUUUUUAAAAUAAUGGAGAAAGUAGAUUAUCCCAGGAAUAAGAACGAUGAAAUUAUUGCUAUUAUUCACCCUAAACUGCAGGAUCAAGACUGGCAGCCACUGAACAAUGGUGACCCUCUAUUUUUGACUCUUGAUGGAGAAGUAAUUGCAUAUAAAGGGGAUUGUACAGUCUAUCCAACAUUUAUUAAUGAAGCUGCAUAUUAUGAAAAGAAACAAGCUUUUGUAAAAACAGUAAAAGUGAAACUCACUGCAAACCACAUCAGAUCCUCAGCCCGAAACCAGAACACUCCUUAAAAAAUUAUGACAGAUUUCUCCAUACAAAAGGUAUACUUCUCUGUGAAAUCCAGCAACACUCAGUCGUAAUUCAUGGAAUAAACAAAAUCUACUUUUAAAUUUCAAUUUAAUUAACACUACUGAGGACUUCUAAGAUGAAACAUACUGUCAUAAUGUUAAUUAUGAUUGUUUACUUGUUCUAAUACAUUACUAUAGAUGCGAAGAAUAAAUACUUUUAUGAAGUUUGUUGGUUCACAGAA
Columba livia (rock pigeon) is the source of this 1751-nucleotide messenger RNA. RefSeq names its product aspartoacylase (gene ASPA). The coding region runs from base 118 to 1512 and encodes 464 amino acids. Gene Ontology annotation, cellular component: cytosol. Gene Ontology annotation, molecular function: hydrolase activity, acting on ester bonds; hydrolase activity, acting on carbon-nitrogen (but not peptide) bonds, in linear amides. NCBI's taxonomy places the organism in Eukaryota, Metazoa, Chordata, Aves, Columbiformes, Columbidae. The record is from RefSeq and is a predicted model, not a curated record. The transcript has 8 exons.